Messenger RNA from Crotalus tigris (Tiger rattlesnake), 2573 nucleotides. RefSeq names its product arylacetamide deacetylase-like 4. The record is from RefSeq and is a predicted model, not a curated record. Gene Ontology annotation, cellular component: membrane. The coding region runs from base 681 to 1919 and encodes 412 amino acids. Lineage: Eukaryota; Metazoa; Chordata; Lepidosauria; Squamata; Viperidae. The transcript is spliced from 4 exons. Gene Ontology annotation, molecular function: carboxylic ester hydrolase activity.
UCCUUGGUUAGUUUCCAUCCGUUGCUUCUUGUCCUGCCCUAAGGCACUUUGGAGAAUAGCUUGACUCCCUUUUCUUUGUGGCAGCCCCUGAGAUAUUGGAACACUGCUAUGACGGCGAUUUUAGACAAUUUUAGUUGAACUGAUCUGCCUCUGACCAGCAGAAGCAAAAAUACCAAAUUACAACUCAAAUGGCAAAAUCCACUCGGCAUUAAACCUUGUUGAGGCUGUUGUCAUCUCAAAAUCUGUGUAAAGUCAUUUUUCUGUGUCAGGGAACGUGGUGCCCAGAAGCUCACUCAGAUUACAGUGUGCCUCUGAAAGCCAUAAUUAAGGAAUACAGAUAAAUGAACCUCCUCAUUUAAUCUGUGGGGUGAUCAUAAAGUAAACUCAACCGAUCUUGGAUGAUGUAACCCUCAAGAGAAAGACUUUUGAAAGAGCUCUGUUUGUUCAGAACUUGUUGGUCCAGUUAAAUAGUGAAUAAAAAAAAUGAUCAGUUGACUGAUCGUACCUGUUGAAAUGGUAUAAGAGAAGGCAUCGUGGUGUACGUGUCACCUAUUGUUAAAAGAACUAAGGGCAAUAUAGAGCUCACGGACCAAGAAGAAAGCAAAUUAAGCUUUAAGACAAUUUUCUUUGGCCAGAUAGGGGAAAAGAAAUCCCAUCUCUGAUCUCAGGACCUUUCCACCAUGGAAACGAUAUUGGGCCAAACCCUGUGGAUGUUGGUAUUUUACUUUUGCAUUUCAAUCACGUUGUUAUUCCUCGGGUGGAUCCUUUACUUUAAUAUCAUCGGCAUGCAUAUCCCGCCAGGAAUCAGCCAGGGGAGAAAACUGCGCCUUCUCUAUUUGUUUGUAAGAAUUCUUUUCGGACUGGCCAGGAUUCUGGAUAAACUUGGCAUCUGCCAUGAAUUUUUCAUAUGGAGGCUCCUUUGGAAUGGAAUACAUCCCAGGAAACCAUCUGACUUGAUUGUCAAGGAAAUGCUUUUUGACAGAGUGCCGGUGAUGGUCUGUUGUCCCAAAAGAGCAAGUCCAGAGAACAGACGAGGACUUGUCUGGAUCCAUGGAGGAGCAGGCUUGUUUGGAAGCCCCCGAUCCCACGAAAGGCUGUGCCACUUCAUUGCCCGGCAAAGUGACACUGUGAUCGCAUGCAUCGGAUACCCCUUGGCGCCAGAGCACCCCUAUCCAGCUCAACAACUCAGCUGCUACACUGCCGUAUCACAUUUUCUGAAGAAUGCGCAGGACUACGGGGUGGACCCGAAACGGAUCGUGCUGGCUGGCGACAGCAGCGGAGGCACACUUGUUGCCAGCACUGCUCAGCAACUUCUGAUGACAAAGGACCUGCCACAGCCCCAGGCCCACAUACUAAUCAAUCCUUACCUACAAUGCCUGGAUGUAAAUUUACCUUCUUACCAGCAAAACCAGUCCAUUCCCCCCUUAGUCAAGAAAGAGGCUGUUCGUCUUGGCACAAUGUAUCUCUCAGGAACCAGUGCUGGGGUCAAUGAAAUUAUGGCCAAUGCCCAUGUCCCGCAGGAACUCAUGGCAAAGUAUCAGAAAUGGAUCAGUGCAGAACAUAUUCCGGAGGAAUUUAAAGGCCGGGGUUACGUGCCGUUUGUACCUGGUCCAUUUUCAGAAGAUCUUUUCCAAAAAUACAAAACAGUUUUCGACCCCAUAUUUUCCCCACUCCUGGCAGAAGACGCCGUCAUCCAGCAGUUUCCAGAGACUUUCCUUUUAACCUGCGAAUAUGACAUUUUCCGAGAUGAUGGCUUGCUCUAUAAGAAGAGGCUGGAAGACAAUGGUGUCCCUGUCACCUGGCUUCACCUCAAGGACGGAUUCCAUGGCAUCACCUUGCUGAUAGAUAUGGGGUCAAUCCAGUUUCCAAGUACGAGGAAGAGUAUGAAUAGUGUAAUCCAAUUCCUAGAACGAUUCUAGAAAUCAAACAACCUCGUUCCUCUUCCUUGUUCAUCUAGCCCUUACCUUACAGAUCUGGAUCUGAAGAGGUUAUACCCUAUAAUUUCAUUCAUCUGUCCUGCUUAACUGACCUGAAGAUGGUCCACCAACCCUUUGAAGAGACACAUCCUUGCCCUCUCCAGCUCGUUCAUAGCCCACCACUCAGGUAGCCUGGUGUCAGGCUGUGCAGGAAACUGUGGUUUUCCCUCUUACUCAAAAAACAGAAUUUCCCAUAUGACAAUCUAAGUGGCACAGAGGAACAGUUGGGUGAGUGGCCAGACGUCUAACUUUUGCGCUCUCCUUCUCCCUAUAGUCAGGACAGUGGUUCUUUGGAAUAUCAAACUGUUGUGGAAAAAACCACGAUACUUACAUCAGAAGACAAGACCACGAAGGGUUGGAGAAAACAGGCUUUAUUUGUGCACAAUGGUUCAGAGCAUUCACAUGACAAAUUCUGAACCCUGAGCUAUUCUCAGGGAGUAGUUCUUAUAGCAUUAACCACCCACGCCUUAGCCUUAGGGUGGCUCUUAUCUACCUUUGACACACUAAAACAGAGAAGUUUAUAUCUUGAAGCUACAUAAGUAAAAGGAGAAGUUCACACAAACGGUUGUCUUACCACACCUUUCUGCACGGGUGCUA